Helianthus annuus (common sunflower) is the source of this 4232-nucleotide messenger RNA. Its product is annotated as protein SCAR2. The coding region runs from base 168 to 3881 and encodes 1237 amino acids. Lineage: Eukaryota; Viridiplantae; Streptophyta; Magnoliopsida; Asterales; Asteraceae. The record is from RefSeq and is a predicted model, not a curated record. Gene Ontology annotation, molecular function: protein kinase A regulatory subunit binding; Arp2/3 complex binding. Gene Ontology annotation, biological process: actin cytoskeleton organization; positive regulation of Arp2/3 complex-mediated actin nucleation. Gene Ontology annotation, cellular component: cytoskeleton. The transcript has 8 exons.
UCUUCUUCGUUCACAUUCAUUUCAACACCCCCACUAACUUUCUCUCUCUCUCUCUACAACCAUUUCCAGAAAUUCCGAGCAAAUCUCGGGCAAUAUAUUGUCAAACUAACGAGAAUUCGUUAUGUGAACUUCAAUUGGUUGGAAUCAAUUUCAAAAACUACAACAAAAUGCCGUUUAGUAGGUACCAGAUACGAAAUGAGUUCAGUUUGGCUGAUCCAGAGCUAUACAAAGCGGCCGAUAAAGAUGAUCCUGAAGCUUUGCUUGAAGGUGUUGCUAUGGCCGGUCUCGUUGGCGUCCUUCGUCAGCUCGGUGACCUAGCUGAGUUUGCAGCAGAGAUUUUCCAUGGUUUACAUGAAGAAGUGAUGGCAACUGCCGCUAGGGGCCAUGGUUUACUGACACGUGUCCAGCAGGUCGAGUCAGAUCUCCCUUUAAUUGAAAGGGCAUUUCUUUCGCAAACAGGCCAUUCAGCAUUCUUUUCAAGUUCAGGUAUUAGUUGGCAUCCUAAUCUGCAAACAGAGCAAAAUCUUAUCACCAAGGGAGACUUACCUCGGUUUGUCAUGGAUUCUUACGAAGAAUGUCGUGGCCCACCUCGGCUAUUUUUGCUAGACAAGUUUGAUGUUGCUGGUGCUGGGGCAUGCUUAAAACGUUACACUGAUCCGUCAUUUUAUAAAGUUGAGGUUCCGUCAUAUGAUAUGAUGAAUGCGGAAGCGCAGAGGGACAAAAAGAUCCGCAAGAUAAAGAAGAAGGGAUCACGGUUGAAAAACGGGGAUACUCCUGAGGUGUUCCAGCCGUCACAUGUCAAACUCCAUCAAUUACUCCUUGAGGAGCGCGUGCAAAACGGUGCAAGUGAACCUGCUCGCCGUGUGAAAAUAAAGAAACGGGAUAUUAAAUUUCCUUUCGACACCGAAACUGGUAAAGGAUACAUGGAGAAAUUAUUAAGUUCUCCACCAGAGGAUAAACUUGUCCACGAGGUUAAAAUGGUACACUCACCCUUACGUUUGCCUACCAAUAGUUCUGAAGAACCAGAACUCGAAACGCUCGAGGAUAAAAUGGUAAAUCUACCACCCGUAGAUGAGAUUGAAGAAAAACACAUAUCUGUUGUUGAGGAAAACAAAGAAGAUGGUAAUCAUGGUAUUGAAGAUGUUUAUCAAUCUGAUGACGUGGCAAGUGAGACCGACAAUUAUAUGGAUGCCCUUGCCACCAUGGAAUCCGAAGUUGAAACGGAUGUCGAGUUUAGAGCUGCUAACUCUGAUCCGAUCGUAAAGCAAGAAACCGUUUCGGAUUUAAAUCUCGAAAAGAUUCAAAAAGCGCAAGUUUCAGAUUCUCAAUCUGCAUCAGAUGAUGUAAGUAGUCCGAUGAAGAGCAAAAUUACAACCUUUUUUCAUUCUGAUUCUGAUUCUGAAUCUACCACAACUUCACCCAAUAAUAUGUCACCACGUGUCAACUCUCCUCAUGCAUUUGCAAGCACAGAAAUCCCGUUUCGCCCACGGGUUUUACACACCCAAGAAUCAGAUUUGAGUGAAAUGUCUUCAAGCAACUGUGUUGAUGUUAAUAUUCCCACAAAAGGCGGAGAAAUUGAAAAUGACCCGGAAGACUGUAUAGCUUCUCGUAUUGAUGAGGAUAACAAUUCCGAUUCUACCCUUGUGAAUUCACAUGUGGAAGAGCAAUCUUUUGGUCCCUCUUUGGACCAACUUGACAUUUGUGAAGACGAUGAUGUUAAGAGUAAAUCUGAUCCAGCAGAAGCUAGGGGUUCAUAUUCUAACGAAGAUGAAACCGAACUGAAAGAUAAAGAAACGGUAUCUGUUGACUCAGAAAGCGAAAAUGCAAAUGUUUUCGUUUGUGAUCAUGAUGUUGCUAAAAUUGAAGAUAAUCAUAUUAUUACCGAGGAUGAAAAAGAAUUAGAUGACAGAAAACCAGAAUCAUCUAGUUCAGAAACUAAAGAUUCAAGUCCUGUUUCUGUCCCUGAUGUAUAUGAAAAUAAUGAAAUUAAGGAUCUCCCAGCCAACGAGGAACCGCGUGAAGAAGACAGACUGGUCAUAAAUGAUUUGGGUAUCGUUCAUAAUUCUGAUGAAUCAGUUGAAAAGGAAUCAGUUAUUUCUCCAGAACUAGAUUCCAUUCCUUCUGCAUAUUAUGAUCAUUCACACGCACAAUUUGUCGAAGACAUUCACAGCAAUGGGAGUGCAAAUGAUAUCGAUGAACCGUCUAUAAAGUCGAUUGAAUCUGAUGAAAAGAAGGAAUCGAACGAGGAAUCAGUUAUUUCUCCGGAAUUAUAUUCCACUCCUUCUAAUCAAAUUCUUGACGACAUUUGUGACGCGCAUGAAAAUGAAGUUGAUAAGCUGGAAAGGGAAUCACUUGAAUCUGGUGACAUGAAGGAAUCGAGUGUGGAAUCAUUUAUUUCUCUGGAAUCAGAUUCCAUUCCUUCUGCAUAUCAUGAUCACCCAAACAUCCAGUUUCAUGAUAACAUUAAUAAAAACGGGGAUGAAAUUGACGCCAGUAAUCCGGAGAAAGAAUCAGUCGAAUCUGGUGAAAAGAAGGAAUCAAGUGAAGAAUCGGUUAUUGUUCCGGAAUCAGAUUCCAUUCCUUCUUCUGCAUACGAUGAUCAUCCAAACAUACAGUUACUUGAUGGCAUUGAUAAAAAUGGGAAUGAAAGUGAUGGAGAUAACCCGGAGAAGGAAUCAAUUGAAUCUUGUGAAAAGAAGGAAUCAAGUGUGGAACCAGUCAUUUCUCCGGAAUCAGAUUCCGUUCCUUCUGCAUAUCAUGAUCACCCGAACACACACUUUCCUGAUAGCAUUCAUAAGAACGGGAAUGAACAUGAUAAUGACAAUGAUAACCCAUCUACAGAAUCGAUUGAAUCUGGUCAAAAGAAGGAAUCAAGUGAGGAAUCGAUUAUUGUUCCGGAAUCUGAUUCCAUUCCUUCCGCAUCUUAUGAUCAUUCCAACAUACACGUUGUUUCACCAGAUGCUGACAUUCAAUCAAAUACACCGUUUCUUGAUCACGGACUCGAUUCAGCAGAGUCAGCAGAAGCUCAAUUAUCCAUUGACCAUGAUGGUCAAAUCAGUAAAGUUGAAGCUGCAUCAUUUAUCUCAAAUCAUGCUGAUUCUGUGGAGUCUCAUAACCAUGUAAGUCAGGAUCCUAUAGAACCGUCAGUGGUGGAUAUAUUGCCGCCACUGCCAAUUAACAUGGAGGAGAUGCCGCCAUUGCCGCCACUGCCACCUAUGCAUUGGAUGAUGGGAAGGUCUCAAAAUCCUUCCUUUAUGUCAAUCCCAGGUGGCGGUCAAGCUGACAUCAGCCACUUUCCGCCAGUUUUUCCCCAAAUUGAAACCCACCCGACAUCAAAUCAGAAUGAAAUUUCAAGAAACGAGAUAUCAAAUCAGAAUGAAAUUUCAAGAAACGAGAUAUCUGAACAUGAUCACGAAGUGAAUAAAGUGGAAAUUGCGGAAGAAGUUGUCCCACAACCACCAAUUAAUAGGGAGGAAUCGCGAAAUGAUCCGAUUUCUGAACCGGAAAUUAUUAGGCUACCAAGCACAUCUUCACUUCCUUCGGGUGAUGGUGAAAUGCCAAACGGUAUUCGGCCAAUGAAAAUUCAGAGACCUCGUACUCCUCUCAUUGAUGCGGUUGCUGCUCAUGACAAAAACAAGUUGAGGAAGGUGACAGAAAGAGCAACGCCUCUGUUCCCUAAGGAAGAGGAAAAAGACACUUUUCUUGAACAGAUUAGGGCCAAGUCUUUCAACUUGAAACCAGCUGUACCAACAAGGCCAAUCAUUCAAGGUCCGACAACCAAUCUGAGGGUAGCUGCCAUUUUAGAGAAAGCAAACGCAAUUCGUCAGGCGUUUGCAGGAAGCGAUGAUGAUGAAGAUGAUGAUAGUUGGAGUGACUCAUGAAAACAUCAAUUUGAUGCAUAACAUGAAGAAUACACACCCUCAUUGUAGUUAUUACCAUCGUUUUUGUGGGUUAUUAAUAUCAUCAUGCUCUCUGUGUUCUACUAAUAAUAAUACUUUAUUACUAUUAUUAUAGGUCUGUUAUAUUAUAUCACUAUAUAUCUUGUAUAGAUUUCAUCCUUUCUCUCUGGUACUGUGAUUUUACUUGUUUGUCCUUCUCAUGGAUGUUACAUGGGAUUAGAUACAAAUACAGUAGGUGCAAUUGUGUAAUUUACUUUCCAAUUUUUAGUGUGCAUUUUGUUGGAUGUAUGUAACACCAACAUCUAUUAAUCAAAGAAUGACUCAUGUUUGUUA